AUGCAGGCCGAGGACCUGGCGGACGUGCUGCGGGGCCUCGAAGAGGAGUUCGAGGCGGGUGAGAGGCUGGCCGACGAGCGGGCGUGGCCAGGUGGAGCUCAGGAGAUGGCGUGGGAGGGCUGGUCGCGGCACGGCGCGGCGCAGGGAGGCGGGCGGUCGCCGUUCGGGUGCCGAAGCUGCUUCCCCGAGGGCGCGCCGGUGCCGGUGUGCGCCGAGUGCGCGCGGCGGGUCGGGCGCGACGGCGCAUCGGCGGCGAUGCACCUCCACCGGCGGCUCGGCUGCGAGCACGUCUACCCGGACGAGCUCAAGGGCCUGACGCCGGUCGAGGAGAAGCUGAUCGCGCUCAACUCAUGCUACGGCUUCGUGACGAAGUACAGCAUCCCCGGCGGCCAGAGGCAGGGCGUGAGGGCUCGCGACCAGGUGCUCCCGCACCCGCUGCUCCGGGUCAUGGACGAGAUCCACGUCUCGUGGCAGGGCGCCGAGGCCCGGGCCGCGGGACUUGUCCGGCCUGCUGAGAAUAACCCGCACUAUAGCGAGGUCGAGGUCGACACGGCCGAGAUGGACAGCUGGGGGGAGCCGGCGCACGGGGUGCCGGCGGCGGUGUGGGAGCGGCUCGAGCACAACGAGCCGUCGGCGCGCGAGAGGACGCGGACGGCGCAGCUGGUGCCGCCGACGGAGCGGGCCAUGGACGACGAGGGCGUCGUCGAGAUCGAGGAGGUGCUUGCGAUGCUAAGGCAGGGCCGGGACCCCGCCGAGGGCCGGCCCGACUACGUGGCGGACGCCGAUAAGAUCCGCUUCGCCCGCGAGGCUAUCGGGACCAUAGGCCCGAGGACAUGGGUCAACAUGGCGGCGGGAGGGGCGGCGGGAGGGGCGGCGAGGAGCAGCGGCCGUGGCGGCGACAGCGAGCCCUACAUACAGGUGCGGCGCGGAGACGAAUUUGCCGACUCGGCAGACGCGUCCUUCUUCGCCAGGGCCUUCCCGACCCUGUUGCCCUUUGGGCUAGGCGGGCCGAGGCUCGCCGACGAGGCCGCCGCGGGCGAGGGCGCGGCCGCGGCCGCCGGCCGGCGGGGCGGCGAGGCGGAGCGGGUCGCCGAGGGCCUCACGUCGACGCGGAACAUGAACCUACAAGCCUGGGCCGACGUCGUACUACGGCGCCACGGCGGGCGGUUCGCGACGCACCCCAUAUUCGCCUUCCUCGUCUUCAACAUGGGCGUACGGUCCAGGAAUCGCCAGGCUAGUAUGCUGGGCGUGACGAGGAAGAACUUUGCAAGGGUCGAGGGCCUGCUAAAGUCGUUAACGACGCAGAGACUCGAGGCGGCGAAGGUCGAGCUCGAGGCUACGGGCAAGACUAGCGACGACGGGGUGACGGAGCUCCUCCGGUCCCUCUCGGUGUACGGGGUGCCGGUCAUCUGGUUCACGCUGAACCCGAACGACAUCACGAACCUAGUAAAGCUACGGCUGGCGGCGUACCGCGCCCGUGACCCCGACGCGGCCGAGGCCUUCCUAAGGGACCUCGGGAACGCGUAUAAGCGGACGCGGCUCGCCAUAUCGGACCCGAUGAGCUCGGCCGUCUUUUUCCACCGGGAGAUGACGCUCUUCUUCGAGCACUACGUCCGGACCGGGGAGGAGUCGGUGUUCGGGCACGUCGGGGCCUACUACGGGGCCGUGGAGACGAACGAGCGAGGUGCCCUCCACCUCCACGGGCUCCUCUGGCUAAGGGGCAACAGGGGCCUCGGCGAGGCGCUCGCGGGCGCCGACACGGAGGAGCAGGCGGCGUGCCGGGAGCGAAUCGUCCGCUACGUAGACAGCGUCUUCUCCGAGGAGCUAGACGCAGAAGGCUACUGCGCCGUGCAGGCGGAGAGGUCGGCGACGGCGGACAUAUCGUCGCGGCUCGACGACGUCGCGCGCUUCACAGACGCCUUCAACGAGGAGGCCAACUUCUGCGCGGGCGCGACGCAGGUCCACACGCACAGCGCGACCUGCGCGCCGUGGAGGCUGGUGGAGAGGACGGCGCUGACGACGGACGGGGUGCUCGAGGUCCGGCGCACGCAUAACAUGGUCAACCGGUGGAACAGGGCGAUGGCGGUCGGGCUGCGGCACAACCACGAUAUCUCGUUCAUCGCGACGCAGCGUAAGACUAUGGCCCUGAUCUACUACAUCACCAACUACGCGACCAAGGUCGAGGACCCGGCGUGGAAGCGGGUGGCCGCGGCGGCCGAGUUCCUCCCGACGCUAGAGGGGGAGCUAAUAGAAGAGAACAGCGGCAGUAGUAGCGAGGGGAGGAAUAAGACGAGGACGUUCCUACUCAAGGUAGCGAACCGGGUCUUCACAGAGCGGCCACUCUCGCAGGUUGAGGUAAUAGCCCACCUCCUAGGGUAUCCGGCGGAGUUCAGCAGCGGCUCGGCGUGGGCGUACGUCAAUGCGAACCAGCUCUACUGGGCCGUCUUCCGCCGGUGGAGGCAUCUCCAACGGGCAAGCGGCGCGGAGGCGACAGGCGACGCGCCGGACGAGACGGUCGUCGUGGAGGAGGCCGGGCCGAGAAUUCCCCUCGUCGAGGCCUACCGUCACAGGGGGGAGCUCCUACAACGGCUUUGCCUCUACGACUAUACGUCACUUAUAAGGCUGAGGCGGGCCGGCGGCAGCGCCGACAGCAGGGCGGGCUGGGGCGAGAUACCCCUCGCAGAGGGCUGCGCGGCAGGGAAGGGCUGGGUGCAGGUGCUUAGGCGACCGGGCAAGGCGGCGACGGUGCGGCUAGACGGGUACCUAAGCAAGGAGUUCAGUAAGGAAGACGAGGAGUCAUGCCACCGAAGGGCGGCGGUGCAGCACCUGCCCUAUUUAUACCAUGGGAGUCAUUUGCGCGAUCGUCGCUCUCCCGAGGUCGCGCGGCUCGUAGACAACGUACAGCUCCUCCGGCGGUCAGCGGAGGACGCGAAGCGCGACGCCAAGCAGUGGGCCGCGACAGCCGAGGAAGACAGGUCGACAGCGCCACAGGCCGAAGACGAAGGUAGGGCCACGGGGAGCGGCGGCGAGGGGGCGUACCGCGGCGGCGGGGCGGGCGACACGGCCCGGCUCAUCGACGUGGUCCGGAAUGCAGCCGCCGCGGGGCAGGUGACGGCGCAGUCGACAGAGCUGCUAGGGAUGACGCAGCAGCUCUGCCGGUUCCAGCAGCCCGGGCUCGAGUCAGCCGCCGAGCUCGCGGCGACGGUGGUAGCGGAGGAUGGGCCCGUGAGGCGAGUCAACCUACCGGGCUCGGCGCUCGGGGCGGCGCUGCCGCGGCAGGAGGAGGUGCGGGCUAUUAAGCGUCGGGGCGGACGCGGCGCGGCCCUCCGCGGGGUCAUGGGGGGGUUCGGCGAGGACGACAUGGACGUGACGGCGGCCGACGGCGACCCAGACGUAGGCACGGCGGCGGGGAUGCGCGUGCGGCUCGGCCCGUCGAGCUCGUUCCUCGCCGCCGGCCGGGAGCUGGCCAAGGAACUGACGCUGAACGAGAAGCAGUCAAUUGCCCUCCUCAUCGUAUGCCGGCAGCUCGACCAGAUCCGGCAGGCCAACGAGGCAGGCGGCGACGGAGAAGGCCAGCUCUGCCUAUUCGUCGGCGGCGAGGGCGGCACCGGCAAGUCGCGCGUCAUAGAGGCGCUCGUCGAGCUGCUCGCCCGGAGGGAGCUCUCGAGCCGGAUGCUCGUGACGGCGACGUCGGGCACGGCUGCGGCGCGGAUCAACGGCAUCACCUCCACUCGGCCUGCGGCCUCACGGUCGGCCAGGCGGGAGGGGCGACAAGGAGCUGGACGGGUGCGGCUGCCGGGCGCGGGCGAGCGCUUCGUCGACGGCCGGUCGCGCAUGGACUGGCGGGAGAAGGAGGUACUCGUAAUCGACGAGGUCAGCAUGCUCGGGGCGCGGACGCUGCACGCGGCCAACGAGCAGCUCCGCCGGCUGCGGGGGUCGGCGCGAGACUUCGGCGGGAUCCCGGUAGUGAUCCUCUGCGGCGACUUCCACCAGUUCCGGCCGGUGCAGGAGCGGUCGAUCCUGCUGCCGAGCGCGGCGGUGUCGUGGGACGAGGACAGGGCGUUCGCGGCCGAGCAGCGGCGGCAGCACGACGAGGCGCACGCGCUGUGGCGGCGCUUCACAACGGUCGUCAUGCUCGACGAGCAGAUGCGGGCCGCCGGCGACCCAGAGCUGCGGCGGCUGCUCGGGCGGAUCCGCCGCGGCGAGCAGGACCGGUCGGACCUCGAGCUGCUCAACUCGAGGUGCCACCGGCCCGGCAGGCGGAUCGCGUGGGAGACGGGCGUGACGGUGGUCACGCCUCUCAACCGCAACCGCUGGAACCUCAACCUCGAGGCGGCGCUCGCGUUCCGGGCGCUGCGGCGGACGGCGGCGCGCGUCUUCCUCUCCGAGCACAAGUGGAAGGACGGCGAGCCGACUGAGGAGGAGGCGGUGCUGAUGCUCGGCCAGGGCGACGACAGCGCGACGCCGGUGCCGGCCGUCUUCGUCUUCGUGCCCGGCAUGCCGGUCGUCGUGAACCAGAACACGCACCAGGGGCUGAAGGUGGUGAACGGGGCCGGCUACACGGCGGUGGCCGUGAUCCCCGACCGGGCCUUCCCGGCCACCGGGUGGAUGCCGGCCGGGACGAUCCUGCUGACGCCCAUCAGCGUGAAGAUCACGGCGCAGCGGAAGCGGCCGUGGCAGCGCAACGACGUGAGCCGGCGGGGCCUGCCGUGCGCGGCGGCCUUCGCCUGCACCGACUACAAGGUGCAGGGCGGGACGAUCGAGCGCGUCGCGCUCGAGCUGCGGGGCGAGGACGACGACGGUCGAGGGCAGGGCGGUGGCGUCGCCGUGCGACCCGUACAGCCUCUACGUGCAGCUCGCGGUGCCCGACGCUCGACGGCAUCACGCUCGUGUCGGAGGUGCGGGAGCGGGACUUCAUAG
Messenger RNA from Hirsutella rhossiliensis, 4920 nucleotides. Its product is annotated as PIF1-like helicase domain-containing protein. The record is from RefSeq and is a predicted model, not a curated record. Lineage: Eukaryota; Fungi; Ascomycota; Sordariomycetes; Hypocreales; Ophiocordycipitaceae. Gene Ontology annotation, molecular function: DNA helicase activity. The transcript has 13 exons. Bases 1 to 4920 code for a protein of 1639 amino acids. Gene Ontology annotation, biological process: DNA repair; telomere maintenance.